AGAAGGGGGAGGGGAGUGGUUGCUGCCAGAAAAAGAGGACCAGCAGGGAGAAGGAGAGAGGGAAAGAAAGAGAGAGAGAGAGAGAGAGAGAGAGAGAGAGAGAGAAGUGAAUGUGUUUGCCUCUUAGCUGUCAUUUGUUGUGCCUGAGAAGUGAAGUUGUCUGGGAAGGAUGGCUCUCCUGUUGCUGUUUGUGAUUGUGCUCCACCUGGUCACCUUGGCCAUGCUGUUCAUCGCCACCAUGGAGAAGUCUUGGUGGGCAUGGGGAGACAUAGAGACAUCAGACCUGUGGCACAACUGCAUGUUUGACAAUACCACCCAGACAUGGCUUUGCUCCUCACGCAUCGAGGAAACUGACUGGCUUCAGGCGGUCCAGGCUCUGAUGAUCCUCAGUGUGGUCUUCUCGUCCAUCUCCUUCCUGGUGUUCUUGGGUCAGCUCUUCACCAUGUCAAAAGGAAGCCUUUUCUACCUGACGGGCCUGUGCCAGAUUGUAGCAGGUAUGUCGGUGUUCGCUGCAGCUUUGAUCUACACGUUUCAGCAUCAGGAUAUCCUCCAGGACACGCGUGAGCUCGAACUAGGCAAAUUCGGUUUCUGUUUCAUCUUGGCCUGGGCAUGUGUGCCCCUGCUGAUGUUGAGCGGAGUGCUGUAUGUGCAUCUGAGGAAACGGGCUUGACCCCCUAACUGAUAUCUGGUUUUUGUUGGGAUGGGGUCAUCUUAGGGUCAAUGAGCUCCGGUAUGAAGUGAAGGUGCAGUAAAGCAGUGUUUUAUUUGAAUGAUAAAAAAAAGAACAUUCUUUUAGACUCAGAAAUAUAUUGUAAUUCUGUGAGUCUGCUCAGGCUUGUUGACGGAUUAGUGAACAUUUUUGUACAGUAUGUCCAAAACGUAAAAUGUAAACAACAUGUGUGCAACUGAAUCAUGUGCAACCAAAAGGGAAGACGUAUUAUUGUUGCUGCUGCCAUUUGAUCUGAACCAUAAACCAUAGCCAAUAUCCAUGGCUUAAAGUUGUGAUUCUGAUUUCUGGUUAAUUGAAUGCAGUAUUGACUUAUGCAUUUUUAGCACCUUUCUCUACUAUGGACCCCCAUGUAGACCUCUUGUUUGCAGAUUGCACAGGAAUAUCUUGGGGCUGUACGGUUGAUGGUGGUCCUAUUAAAUCACUUCUGCACAUUCUGCUGUCUGGAAAAAGAUUUGCAGAAUUGUUUUCCUUCCUUGUGAUAUUUCAUUGUGAAGAAGUACAGUAAAUAUUUCUUAAACAUUGGCAAACAUUUUUUUUUUGUGAUAAUAAGAGAUGGAUAGAUUCCAAAAGACCUCGUAGUUGAGACCAAAGUUUGUUUAUCACUCUUCUCCUUCUAAAGGAGGACAGGACAACAUUUGUAUUGCGACUACUAAUGACAACACUUACUGUAUAUCUUAUAUAUUUUCUAAUAAACACAA
This is a messenger RNA of Sardina pilchardus (European sardine), 1428 nucleotides long. RefSeq names its product epithelial membrane protein 3a (MAM blood group) (gene emp3a). Gene Ontology annotation, cellular component: plasma membrane. Lineage: Eukaryota; Metazoa; Chordata; Actinopteri; Clupeiformes; Clupeidae. Bases 170 to 670 code for a protein of 166 amino acids. The record is from RefSeq and is a predicted model, not a curated record. The transcript has 5 exons.